Molecule: messenger RNA, 909 nt
Organism: Erinaceus europaeus (western European hedgehog)
Lineage: Eukaryota; Metazoa; Chordata; Mammalia; Eulipotyphla; Erinaceidae
Product: keratin-associated protein 10-4-like
Exons: 3
Coding region: 1-705 (234 amino acids)
Cellular component (GO): keratin filament
Source: RefSeq, a predicted model, not a curated record
AUGUGUAACACCAGCUGCUCCUCAGGCUGCCAGCCCUCCUGCUGUGUGUCCAGCCCCUGCCAGGCGUCCUGCUGUGUCCCCGUGAGCUGCAGGCCGGUCCUGUGUGUGGUGCCCUCCUGCCAGUCCUCCUGCCAGACCUCUGGGUGCUGCCAGCCCUGCUGCCAGUCCUCUGGGUGCUGCCAGUCCUCUGGGUGCUGCCACCCCGUGUCCUGUGCCCCCUCUUCCUGCUGUGUGUCCAGCCCCUGCCAGGCGUCCUGCUGCGUCCCUGUGAGCUGUAGGCCGGUGCUGUGCGUGGUGCCCUCCUGCCAGUCCUGCUGCCAGUCCUCUGGGUGCUGCCAGCCCUGCAGCCAGUCCUCUGGGUGCUGCCAGCCCUCCCUGCUCUGCAGCCCCGUGCCCUGUGCCCCCUCCUCCUGCUGUGUGUCCAGCCCCUGCCAGGCGUCCUGCUGCGUCCCCGUGAGCUGCAGGCCGGUGCUGUGCGUGGUGCCCUCCUGCCAGUCCUCCGGGUGCUGCCAGUCCUCUGGGUGCUGCCAGUCCUCUGGGUGCUGCCAGCCCUCCCUGCUCUGCAGCCCUGUGCCCUGUGCCUCCUCCUCCUGCUGUGUGUCCAGCCCCUGCCAGUCCUCCUGCCAGUCCUCCGGGUGCUGCCAACCAUCCCGCUCUGCCCUGCUCUGCAAGCCCGUGUCCUGUGGGACCCCGUCCUGCUGCUGAGCCCGGCUCUGCCAGCUGUGCCGCCUGCUGUCCCCCUGCACAGGUCCUGGCUGUGCCCUGGGCUCUGCCCCAGAGGAUGAGAAGUGGUCUCAGGCAUCCUCUGAGUGGGGCAGGGACCAGGGCUCGCCCAGUGCCCCCUGUCCUGACUGAGCCCCCCCCCCCUACACCUCCUGUGAGCAAAUAAACCUGCUUCCUGCACCCGUC